Messenger RNA from Paramecium sonneborni, 802 nucleotides. NCBI's taxonomy places the organism in Eukaryota, Ciliophora, Oligohymenophorea, Peniculida, Parameciidae. The record is from the annotation of a GenBank genome assembly.
GGAAAAAUUAAUGAAGGUUGAUGAAAUUGAAAAAAAAUUAACCUAAAUUGAAUAAGAAAAAUCACAAAUAUUAAUAGAAGAUAAAGAGAAUAAACAGAAGAUAUCAGAUUUAGAAGUGGAAAUAUAAGAAUAGUACAAAUCAUUUAUAUCAUCAUAAAAAGAAUAUUAGGAUAUAGAUUAAGCAUUAAUUAAAAAAAAUAACCUUGAAGAAUAGAUGUCAGAGUUAAAAUAAGUGUAUUCAAUUAUAACAACCAGCUGGCAAUAAGGAGAGUCAAAAUUAUUAUAAUCGGAAUUUGCAUAAAAAAUAUUCAAAUUUAUACAAGAAAAAACUAAAAGGGAAAUAAAAAAUAAAUACUUGAUAUAUUCUUCGGCAGAAUCUGGAUUAAAUAGAAAAACUUUUUGGGAUAGUGUUGAUAAAAAGUGUAAUUUAUUGAUGAUAUUUAAAUCUACAAGUCAAUAUAUAUUUGGUGGAUUCUCACCUUGUUAAUGGAUUUAAUCCAGUAGAUAAUACUAAGCUGAUGAAUCAUUGUCAUCAUUUUUAUUUUCUUAGACUUAAGAUUAAAUCUACCCUUUAUUAUCAAGUAAUUUUUCAUCUGCAAUCAUGAAUGAUGAUUCUUAUAUAUCAUUUGGAUAUUAAGAUAUUAAAAUCUCUUAUGAUUUUUAGAAUGGAUCAUCACUUUUAGGAGGUACAUACUAAUGUAACCAAUAUAAAAUUAACAAUUAUUAAAAUCAUUUAUUUGGAUAAGCUACACCUAAUAUAAAGGAAUGCGAAAUUUUAAUGAUAACAUUUAAAAAUAAAUGA